AUGAUCUUCACCUUCUCCUCCUUCGACGGCGCCCGGGCGUCCUGCGACAUCCACGCCUGCUCAGAGUCUCAGGGCUUCUCCGUGAAGGACUUCUCCACGAACUACUGCAACCUGAGGAACUUGUACUGCGGCAGCACGGAGGGCUGCGUGCCCGUGAAGCACGACUUCGAGACCUCCGAGGAGGAGGUGACGCCUUCGUGGUUCGGGGGAAGCGACAAGGACGCCUGCAUCGUGAAGUCCGAGGCGGAGACGGCGUUGGCCACGGUGGCCACGGUGGCCACGGUAGCCACGCCGAUGCUGCGACAGGUGCCACUGGGCGGCGUGGAGGACACCUUGGGGUGCGUGAGCAACAACUGCCCCAUGGACAAAGCCACGUUGCAGCCCAGCGCCAUGUGCGUCCUGGGCAACUGCACCAGCAACUUGGCCAAGUGCCUCUUCUCUGGGCUGCUUCGACCUGCUGAAGGCCACAGAUUCCAAGGAGGACGCGGACCGCUUCGUGAACCUCAUGGACUGCAUGCGCACGCACUGCCCCGGCUACCCGCCCAGCAAGACCUGCGUGGCGAUGCACUGCGUCGCGGAGGCUGGCGCGUGCGCGUUUCACUCGACCUGCCGAUCCGCCUUGGAGUGCGCCGACGGCUGCGUGCCGGCCAAGUACGCCGCGGCUCUGGCCGCCGCACAGCAGGCCACAGAGGUGGUCACAGAAGUGUGAGGCGUGAGGCGCGCACGUUUGAUCUAGAUGAGGCUUCUGCCCCGGCUGUUGUGCUUUGCUGCAAAGCCUCGCUUGGUGAGGUUUGUUGGGCCUCAUCGUGUGGCGGCAGUUCAGCACCGGGCUAG
Molecule: messenger RNA, 834 nt
Organism: Effrenium voratum
Lineage: Eukaryota; Dinophyceae; Suessiales; Symbiodiniaceae
Source: the annotation of a GenBank genome assembly